AUGUUGAUUGGGAAAGUGCUAACUCUGGCAGCUGUAACUGGUGCUAAGUAUACCAGCCAGCUUUCCCUGACCUACGUGGGACCGGGUUGUAGGGACGUCAGACCAUGUGAUCAUGGCGGGGACUUGGGAAAAGCUAUAUUAUGUGGUAUUGCCCUAGAUCAGGCGACGGCAGACUAUGCUGUUGAGGACGAUACUAAGGACGCCAUUUUGGAUCAGAGCUUGUUACCGACAAGCAAUGAAUCACCUAAACUUUAUUCUAAUAGCAAUUUCAUUGGGGAAGCAGACAACUACUGGGCCACUGAGGAAGACGACCACGGGACGACUGAUGGCGAGACAACUGACGGCGAGACGACUGAUGGCGAAGAAGAGGGAAGAGCAGGUGCAUGUAAUAUGUUAUUGAGAUGGACAGCAACGUUCGAUGCUGACGAAAUAAUAUGUGGGAAAUAUGUUUGCGUACCAGACGAUAUUGCGCCAUGGCUGGGCCGGCUGCAUCUACACUACAUUGAACAAGACGGACCCGAUCAACUAGAAGCGAAGUUGGUCAGACCGUACAACAUACUCUAUGUAACUGCCCUGCCAGGAGGAACCAUCUGUGACAAACCUUGGCUCAUCAAAAUCCCAGGCGAAGUGAGUCAAAUAUUUGAAACCACGAACAACGGCUACAUCACGGCCUGGAGGACCGUUCCUCCACCUGGUGUCCCACUGCGUCCGUGCUUCAACCUAGGAGGCAGGUUUCUUGCGCUCCAUACCUAUCAAGUGUACGGAAACGGAAACCAACUAGUUUAUUUGAAGCCAUAUUACGAGUCCACUUUAAUUCAGCCUCGAGACGUAUGUGAUGACGGCACUUGCUAG
Gregarina niphandrodes is the source of this 852-nucleotide messenger RNA. RefSeq lists its product as hypothetical. The transcript has a single exon. Bases 1 to 852 code for a protein of 283 amino acids. NCBI's taxonomy places the organism in Eukaryota, Apicomplexa, Conoidasida, Eugregarinorida, Gregarinidae. The record is from RefSeq and is a predicted model, not a curated record.